Molecule: messenger RNA, 1719 nt
Organism: Pelagomonas calceolata
Lineage: Eukaryota; Pelagophyceae; Pelagomonadales; Pelagomonadaceae
Source: the annotation of a GenBank genome assembly
CACCCAGUGCUCAUUUUGACACCCGCGUAAAAAAAAACGGGCGCUGCCGAAUAUCGGGCCCCCCGACCGCCUAAAAGCAACGCUCCCAGCGAGCGAUGGAGGCCCCCCCGCAGAAGCGCCGCGCCGGUGGCCGCGUCCUCGAGACGAAGACCUACCGCCCGACGCUGGCCGAGUUCCGGGACCCCUACGUCUACAUCGCGUCCAUCCGCGCCGAGGGCGAGCGCUACGGCAUCGUCCGCAUCGUCCCGCCGAAGGGCUGGGAGAUGGACUGCUACGUCGACUUCGAGGCCAAGGCCAAAAUUGGGUCGAAGCGCCAGCGCGUCGACCUGCUCAUGGAGGGCGACUCCUUUGAUGACGGCGGCCGCUACACGCUGAGCGAGUACGCCUGGAUGGCCGACGCCUUCGCGAAGUCGUGGGUGCGGAAGACGCACCCGAAGCACUUUAAAGGCGAGGACUGCCGCUACGACCACGACCUGCUCGAGGGGGACUACUGGGACAUCGUGGACCGGGGCGACCAGGGCUCGCCCGGCGUCGUCGUCGACUACGGGAACGAUGUUGAUGCGGCGGAGUACUGGAGCGGCUUCCCGCGCGGCCCGCCGCAACCCGAGCUCUGCGCGGAGAAUUUGGACCGAUGCGAACCCUUCAGCUACGAGUACUACGCGCGGAGCGGCUGGAACCUGAACAACAUCGCGCGGUGGCCCGGGUCCGUGCUGCGGUACUACGAGGAGCCCGUGUCGGGCGUGACGUCGCCGUGGCUCUACCUGGGCAUGCUCUUCUCAACCUUCCCCUGGCACAACGAGGACAACUACUUUUAUAGCAUCAACUACCACCACGCCGGCGCCCCCAAACAGUGGUACGGCACGCCCGGGUCCAAGGCGGACGCGUUCGAGGUCGCGUUCCGGGCCCUGGUGAACGAGAACGGCGGCGACAUGACGGCGGGCGACUCGCUGCACAACAUCAACACCAUGAUCUCGGCCUACGAGAUCGCCAAGAGGGGCGUGCCCAUGUACGCGCUGCGGCAGAUGCCCGGCGAGUUCGUCGUGACCUUCCCGCGCGCCUACCACGGCGGCUUCUCGCUGGGCUUUAACAUCGGGGAGGCGGUGAACUUCGCGACGCCGGACUGGGUCCAGCACGCGCGGCUCGCGAACGAACACUAUAGGACGAUCGCGCGCCUCGGCGUCGUCGGCCACGACCGCCUCAUGUUCACGCUGGCGCACAACGUCGACACGUACACCGACAUUGCGUCGUGCGAGGCGCUCCGCGGCGAGGUCUGGCGCAUCGCCGAGGAGGAGGCGCGCACGCGGCCGCAUUUAUAUCGGACGGAGGGCCUGCGCGACGUGUCCGACCGCGUCGGGCCGCCGCCGGGCAACAACACGCGCGUCUGCGGCAAGGACGACGCGGACUUCGACGACACGCGGAUCUGCUGCAUCUGCAAGCACACGUGCUACGCGUCCAUCGUCGGCUGCAACUGCUCGAACGAUCAGCUGGUCUGCCUGCGCCACGCGGGCUUCCUCUGCCGGUGCCCGCCGUCGAACCGCUUCGUGCUCGAGUGGGAGAAGGUCGAGGACCUCAUCCGGCUCGCGCGCCGCGUCGACGCGAAGCUGGCGCAGCUCAAGGGCGUGCCGUACGUGCCCGCGGUGGUGGACUGGCCCAUGAUGCCCCGUACCGUGAAUCCCUAGCCCCUCUCUUCCCCCGUCGACUAACCAUCGUCCUGCCUGA